This is a messenger RNA of Haemonchus placei, 975 nucleotides long. The record is from the annotation of a GenBank genome assembly. NCBI's taxonomy places the organism in Eukaryota, Metazoa, Nematoda, Chromadorea, Rhabditida, Trichostrongylidae.
AUGCAAGGAAAUUGGAAAGAUUCGAAGGAAGAUGUUCUACAUCUCAAUUUUCCAGACGAAAAUGUAACUCGUGAAGGGCUCCACGCAGUUCUAGGAUCGCUUUAUCAUAACCAAAUCGAAAUCGACCUAGAUAAAGUCGAGGGAGUCCUAUCUGCCGCCUCUGUUCUCCAGUUGGAAAGCGUGUUAGAGCGAUGUGGUGAAGCAAUGGCUGAAAAUAUUCUACCGAACAAUGUGUUGCGAUACCUCAAUCUGGCAGAGAUGUAUGGUCUCCCGCAGGUAACGAACAAAGCGUAUCAUUUGCUGAAAUGGAACUUUUGGAGAUUUAUGAAAUCAAAGGAUCAUUUAAAAGAGCUGAAAGAAGACACGUUUAUUCGCUUGAUUUCAUCCUCUGAGCUUCUUAUCAUGGAAGGGGAGAUGGACAUCUAUAUAGCCAUCAAAAUGUGGAUUUUCCUUCAACAGAAGCCUCAUGCCUCCGCGUUGCCAGACGCCGAAUUCACGCGUCUUAUGAACGAAACACUUGCCAGCUAUCCUCCUGGAGAGUUAUUCGUUAGAUAUGCAGCCUUAUUUGCAGCUCUUCGGUUUCACCAUAUCACCACUACAUUAGCUAGCUUGGGUGUCGUUGAGAAGGACAGAUUGAUUCCGAAGGAAGUGCUUCGGGCUGUGAUGGUGGAUCAGUGGAAAACGACAUUAACCAAUGAAGAAAACCCAACAGCAGUUAUCAUUUCGGAUGGGACUGGAGCGUGUCUUUUUGACAGUACAAAGCAGAGUAUUUCUUUGAGAUUGGAUCAGAGUGUGGUUGUGGCUCGUUUUGGAGAUGACAUCAAACUUCCAGUAUCAGUACACCUGCUCUACCUAGCAGCACAACCCGCACCACCCUCAUUUCUUUAUGUAAACCAAUAUAUCAAGGACGUGGUGAAAAGGGAAGAUGAAGAAGAAGAAGAAGAGGAAGAAGUAUUUCAUAUGGCAUCUGAGUAA